Molecule: messenger RNA, 1531 nt
Organism: Cucumis sativus (cucumber)
Lineage: Eukaryota; Viridiplantae; Streptophyta; Magnoliopsida; Cucurbitales; Cucurbitaceae
Exons: 3
Coding region: 209-1168 (319 amino acids)
Source: RefSeq, a predicted model, not a curated record
UCCCAUUCCCCUUUUUACCCUUUUCUUCCUUUUCUGUUUUUAAUACUCACUUCACAAAACCGCGUCUCCCCUUCUUCAAUGGCGUUACUCUUUACACUUUCACUCUCUUGAGUCUUGAUCUCCAUUCCAAACUCAAAUCAACGCUCUACAAUCUUCCAUUCUACCUUAACCCAACUCCCAUUUCUUCAACACCCCAAUAACUCCCACAAUGCACGCUAAAACCGACUCCGAAGUCACCAGUAUCGCCCCUUCUUCUCCGACCAGAUCUCCUCGCCGUCCUGUCUACUUCGUUCAGAGCCCUUCCAGAGACUCACACGAUGGGGAGAAGACUGCCACCUCCUUUCACUCUACUCCUGUUCUCACUAGUCCCAUGGACUCCCCUCCCCAUUCUCGCUCCUCCGUCGGCCGUCACUCUAGAGAAUCUUCCUCCAGUAGGUUUUCUGGAUCUCUUAAACCUGGAUCCAGGAAGAUCACUCCUAAUGACGUCUCUCGCGGCGCACAUCGGAAGGGUCAGAAGCCAUGGAAGGAAUGCGAUGUGAUCGAAGAGGAAGGUCUUCUUGAAGACGAAGAUCGGGGAAAAUCUCUUCCUCGUCGCUGUUAUGUUCUCGCUUUCAUUUUGGGAUUUGUUGUUCUUUUCUCUAUGUUUGCUUUGAUUCUUUGGGGUGCUAGUAGGCCGAUGAAGCCCAAGAUCACUAUGAAGAGCAUUACAUUCGAGCAAUUCAAAAUCCAAGCCGGUUCCGAUUUUACGGGCGUCGCCACUGAUAUGGCUUCCGUAAAUUCUACUGUGAAACUCAUUUUUCGAAACACCGGAUCAUUCUUCGGCGUCCACGUCUCUCCUACUCCCGUCGAUUUAUCAUAUUCCGAAAUCACAGUCGCAUCAGGAACCGUUAAAAAGUUCUAUCAAUCACGGAAGAGUCAUAGAUCUAUGACAAUCAAUGUAAUCGGUACCAGAGUCCCACUGUACGGAAGUGGAGCAAGUCUGAGCGGUUCCACUGGAACCCCCGAAACACCAUUGCCGUUGAAACUGAGAUUCGUGAUCAGAUCCAGAGCCUACGUGCUGGGCCAAUUAGUGAAGCCAAAAUUCUACAGACACAUCGAUUGCCCCAUAAUUUUCGAUUCCAAGAAACUCAAUGUCCCCAUGUCGCUCAAGAAUUGCACAGUCGUUUGAAAACGAAAACGAAAACGAAAUCGAGAAUCACUUGAACAUUUAUUAAGAUCAGUACUUGUUUUUUUGUUCUUGAGGUGUCUAGGAAAUGGCGGACUGCGACAACUGGAACAGAAACGGGGGACGCCAGAACGGGAAGGGUAAAAGUGGAAUAAGCGACAGAAACGGGGUUUCGAUUGGCUGCCCGUUUGCCCGACUAGUGCAAUACAGGUCGGUUUCCGGGCAGCGACAUGUGAAUGAAUGUUGGCUUUUAUUUUAAUUUUUUUUCGAUUUUUAAUUAUCUCAUUCUUUUAAUUACCAUAUGUGUGAGUGAUGAUAAUCAUAAUAUAUAUAAAAUCAAAUUUUAGUUUACAUAUUUUUGCUCCA